UAAGCUGGGAGUACCUCCACGCGGUGAAGGCGGUAACAGUUCAAUACUGGCUAAAACUCCCAUUUUAUUGUAACUCAUCAGAAUAGAUGCCUUCGGGCUUAUGUUGUUUUGUGGUUUACGUAUAAUAAUUUGGAAGUAGCCUACCCGGUAACGCAGGGGAGCAGCCAACAAAAUCUUAUACUCUACAGUUCUUAGUCCAAGUAAUAUUGUGACAAGAAUCAUUAUGCCUAGACGAAAGAAAUCAGGUCUUUCUCAAUAUUCGAGAGCCUCUAAACGCCAGAGACAAGUUAGAUCUCAAGAAACUGAGGAAGAACAUGAGGCACGUUUAGCUGCGAGGCGGGAAUAUUAUGCUGAAUUGGUAUCUUCGGAAACAGCUUCGCAAAGAGAAGAAAGAUUAGCUACGGUUCGAGAACAAGUAGCUGGUUCACGCGCCUCAGAAACGAUGAAUCAGCAUGAAGCACGCCUUACAGCCGACCGUGAGCGUCAUGUCGUAUCUCGCGAGUCUGAGACAUUCACACAGCGUGAAGAUCGGCUCUCAGCUGACCGUUCUCGCCGUGCAAUCUCACGUUCUCUAGAAACAGAUGAGGAAAGAAGUUCACGGCUGUCUGCGGAUCGCCAUCGCCAUGAAAUAUCCCGGAUGUUCGAAAGCGAUGAACAACAUGAUUUGCGUCUGUCGGCUGCUCGCAGUCGCUACUACGAACAACAGGAAAUUACUGCUAAUCACCUGGAAGAAGAAAGGAGUCGUGUGCAAGAAUUGAGGCAAACACAAUCCAGUGACACCCGAUUGAUACAGUUAGAAGAAGACCGGCUGCGUCAUGUUGUUCUUAGGUUGUGAC
Molecule: messenger RNA, 836 nt
Organism: Spodoptera frugiperda (fall armyworm)
Lineage: Eukaryota; Metazoa; Arthropoda; Insecta; Lepidoptera; Noctuidae
Exons: 2
Coding region: 224-835 (203 amino acids)
Source: RefSeq, a predicted model, not a curated record